UAAGUGCUGUAAUUGACGCCUGACGUUGACCAAUGGCAAAUCAGGUUAGAAUCUGUUUGGUCGCAGCUGUCCAAUCAACGCUUAGAUCCCGCCCCUCCUCUGGAGCGUGUGGAGUGUUGGUUUGACGGUCUGGUUCUUACGCCGGUUUGUAUAUAAGCAAGCGAGUAAAGAUUUACGACAUUUCUUCUCUUAUUGACGUAACGACUUCCCAAACACAAUGAACAAUUUAAUUAGAGCCACUGCGAGGUGUUUGCGGUCGGGGGCGGCGGUCUAUCUGCCGAGGCAGACCGACGGACGCGUGUGGUCGGCGGCCUCGGCCCGGUUCCUGUGCUCGGCGGUGGAUAUCCAGAAAGACCUUGGUGAGAUGGUGAAGAAGGACAAAGUUGUGGUGUUCAUGAAGGGGACGCCGGCGCAGCCCAUGUGUGGCUUCAGUAACGCUGUAGUACAGAUCCUACGGAUGCACGGGGUGGACGAAUAUGCUGCGUACAACGUGUUGGAGGACCAGGACCUGAGACAAGGAGUCAAGGACUUCUCCAACUGGCCCACAAUCCCUCAAGUGUACUUCAACGGCGAGUUUGUGGGAGGAUGCGACAUCCUGCUCCAGAUGCACCAGAACGGAGAUCUGGUGGAGGAGUUACAGAAGCUGGGAAUCAGCUCUGCACUGCAGAAUGCUGAGAAAGAAUCCAAGUAGAGAAAGAUGAUAAACUUCCAAACAGUUGAGAAGACAAAGGACACGUUUUUCAGGUCGCACCGCUCCCCCCUCACCUCUACUCACACACUCAGAUAUCAUCAGAUAAAUCUACUCUUUAGGCAGCCGUGGACAAAAUUGACUUCUGUCCAAUAAGGAACCGCAAGCAUACCGAUGAAGGUGACAAGUGUAAACAGGUUUGGUAGCAGCACUGUAUCUGAGUCAUGGACAUUUCCAUUCAAUAUCUGUAAACCUCUUCAAACAAGAUACAGAGCUUCUGCUGCACUGCUUGUACUUGAUUCAGGUCCUCUAAGUUUGUACCUGACAGGCAAGGAUGUGAAUCUAGGAAUCAAAAAGAGACAGUGUUUUCACUGAGAUCCAAAAUCAGUUUUACCGAACCCUCUAAUCCACAUUUUUAAGCUUCUCUUUAUAGCUGCAAUAGCAUUUUUUGGCCAUUUGGGGGCAGCAGAAACAAGAUGCAAAUACAACACCGACGCAGAGUAUAUGCAUGUAAAGAUGAUAUGGUGAACACGUUAGCAACUUUAUGGCAACCUGGUGAAUGUAGUACGGAGAAGUUCCUGAGAAAAAUGCCUGUUUAGCUACUUAAAUGCUCCACUGUGUUCACCAGCUAGUCACUAACCUAGUCUGUCUGCCCUUUGGUGCUGGGCGGGUAGCACACACUGUGUUUAUUAGAGCUCUUUUUUUGCUCACAACAGCUGCCUCCUGUAGCCAAAAACAAGUGAACCAAAAUAGCUAAGUUACAGGCCAGAAAACCAAAACAAUGAGCUGAAAGAUGCUAGAACGUUGCGGCUGAAGAAAACUGUCCACUGAUUACAGCAGCUUUAAUAUUUCUUAUGAUUAAACACACGGAGGAAAACUUUGAUCUCUACACUCUAGUUUCUACGUUUUAAUACUUUUCUAUCACAUCUCGAUGCACGAGUAUUCUUGUGUUAAAUGUUAAAAAAUGUUGUUUGAAUCACAGGCUCCAUGUGAACUAGUAGUAAAACUAGUAGAACUAGUAAUGAACAUCCACUGCUCGAGAAAUCCUUUCACGUCGAGGUUGGACUUCUACUGCCGCAGAGAGACUGUCAGGUUUCCUUCCUGUGUCUUAAUUUACACAAGAAUGCCACUAAUCUCUAUCAUGUCAUCAGCCCUCUGAAAGCCCUGCUACCUCUACGGUCCUUUUUUUCCUCACAAUCAGUCUGUUGCAGACAAAACGAGCCUCAGGGUGCACCAAGACCAAAUUAAGAUCUUCGAAACGCUGCUUGGUUCGCACCAGGAAAAGAUGUCAUGCUAGAAACCUUCCAAAUUGCACUGCCUGAAAUUGGAGUAAACUAUAAAGAAGAACAAAGAGAGGACAAAACUGAUGUUUAUACGUUUUAGGGAUUAAUACUGGGAGGGACUGAUGUAAUAUACAGAUGUUUCAGUUUAGACUGCUCAAUUGCAUCUGUUUGAUGAAUUUUGUUUCUGUAGCAGAGGUGACUACAGACAUGGACAGACCCAUCACACACACACACUGUCAGCAUGCCUUUGAUUGAACCAACACCUUUGUUCUCAUUUGUUCUUCAGCCACGAGCCAUAUAUCACACUUCCUCCUGUUUUAAUGUCUACACCCACUGAAACACAACACAUAUCAUCAUACCUUUUUCCUGAAGAUGACGACGCAUGUGGACAAACAAAUGUUUAAAAGUUUGUUGCGUCUGUCCAGCUCUGUGCUUAUUUUGUCUCUGAAGGAAGUUGUUUGUCUUUUGAGAGGUUGGGGGUGGUGUUUUUGUUGAGUUUUCUCACUGAAUCCCUUACAUUUAUCAGUCCUAGAUGUUCUUCCUGCUGCACACAGUUGUAUUAUCAAAGCAAUGGUCAUGUAGUACACUGUAAGAUAUUGUACAUGGAGAGCACAUUAUUAAAUGUAUUUUAGCUGCUUGUAAACCCUGCAACAAUUAAAUAUUUUGACACAAA
Messenger RNA from Larimichthys crocea (large yellow croaker), 2644 nucleotides. RefSeq names its product glutaredoxin 5 homolog (S. cerevisiae) (gene glrx5). The record is from RefSeq and is a predicted model, not a curated record. Bases 218 to 691 code for a protein of 157 amino acids. The transcript has 2 exons. Lineage: Eukaryota; Metazoa; Chordata; Actinopteri; Sciaenidae. Gene Ontology annotation, cellular component: mitochondrial matrix.